AUGCUGUUCACGGUCAUUCGACAUGGCGCUCGUCGCCAGGCGCUCAAUGCCACUCGUCACUUCAGCUCAUCAACAAACAAGCUCGCUGCUGCCGAGGUAAAGAAGCUGGGUGUCAUUGGCGCAGGACAGAUGGGCCUUGGCAUUGCUCUAGUAGCUGCUCAAAAAGCAGAGGUUCCUGUCGUUUUGAUUGACAAUUCAGAGGCUGGUUUACAGAAGGGCCUUAAAUUCGCUGAUAAGCUCCUUGAAAAAGACGUCUCCAAAGAACGCAUCACCCGCGAAACUGCAGACCUAGUCCUCAGCCGACUCAUCCCCAGCACCAAACUGGACGACCUCUCCGACGUCGACUUCGUAAUUGAAGCCGUCCCCGAAAUCCCCGACCUCAAGACCUCCAUCUUCUCCCAACUCGCGCAAAUAGCACCAAAACACGCCAUCCUCGCUACAAACACAUCCUCGAUACCCAUCACCAAAAUCGCCGCAGCUACAACCAAAGAUGCCACAGACCUCCAGGCUCCGUCCCGUGUCGUAUCUACGCAUUUCAUGAAUCCCGUCCCCGUUCAGAAGGGUGUUGAGAUCAUCUCCGGACUGCAGACUUCCCCCGAAACUCUCGAGACGGCACUCGAGUUCGUCAAGCGCAUGGGCAAAAUCCCCGCCGUCUCUGCCGAUACGCCUGGUUUCCUCGCCAAUCGCAUUCUCAUGCCAUAUAUCAACGAAGCAAUUAUCUGCCUCGAAACUGGCGUAGGCCGCAAAGAGGAUAUUGAUAGUAUCAUGAAGUACGGCACAAAUGUGCCUAUGGGUCCAUUGACGUUGGCUGAUUUCAUUGGUCUUGACACUUGUCUUGCUAUUAUGAAUGUUCUUCAUACUGAGACUGGAGAUAGCAAGUAUCGACCGUCAGUGCUGUUGAAGAAGAUGGUUGAUGCGGGAUGGUUGGGUAAGAAGAGCGGCAAGGGGUUUUAUGACUAUUGA
Talaromyces marneffei is the source of this 963-nucleotide messenger RNA. RefSeq lists its product as uncharacterized. Gene Ontology annotation, biological process: fatty acid metabolic process. The record is from RefSeq and is a predicted model, not a curated record. Lineage: Eukaryota; Fungi; Ascomycota; Eurotiomycetes; Eurotiales; Trichocomaceae. The coding region runs from base 1 to 963 and encodes 320 amino acids. Gene Ontology annotation, molecular function: oxidoreductase activity, acting on the CH-OH group of donors, NAD or NADP as acceptor; NAD+ binding. The transcript is spliced from 3 exons.